GUGCAAGAGACAUACGCGCCCGAAGGUCCCGGCUCAGGCUGCCCACUGAGCAGCCUCAACCUGUCGCACAAUGCCUUCGAGAGGCUGCCUCCGAUGCUGGCCUGCAGGUCUCCCCACUUGGCUCGAUUGAACCUAAGCUACAACGGCCUGGCCUCACCCGGCGAGCUGAGGUUCUACCCCGUUAGUCUGCGCCACCUCGACCUGUCGUCCAAUCGAUUGGCAGUGUGGUGGCUGCCGGCCACAAGUGACACCACCUGUGCCGCAACCGGUGGAAGUUGCCUUCACCGGAGCCAUUGGCGGCUGGAGAACCUGCGCACGCUACUGUUGGCCAGCAAUCAGCUGCCUGGGCUCCAAGGUCUGGUGGGGCAGCAAGACGGGAGCGACUCCAAGGAGGUGCCGCUCUUCCCAAAUCUGUCCAUGCUGGACGUGAGCAACAACCUGCUGUGCGACGUGCCGGCCACGCUGUCUGAGCUCGGCUCCCUCUCGGUGUUGAACCUGAGCGGGAAUCCGGGCAUCAUUGAGCUUCCCCCGCAGCUUGGCCUUUUGUCCAAGCUGUGGAACCUGAACCUGCGUGGAUGCAGCUUGCACGAGCCACUGGCGUCCAUGGUGCGCUCGACGCGCUACCGCACUACCGACCUCGUGGGAUACCUCAAGUCCAUUCUCCAGGAUGCUCGGCCAUACACCAGGAUGAAGUUGAUGAUAGUGGGCGUGCAAGGCAUCGGAAAGACGUCUCUUCUGGAGCAGUUGCGGCAGGAAGGCACGGGCUCGUACCGGAAGCGGCCUCCCGAACACUGGGGCAAGAGAGUGGGCCACAGGGGCCUCGGUCUGAAGACGCCCAGGGGGGUAAUGCUGUCCACUGUCGGCGUGGACCUGGGCGACUGGACACUGAAGGGACGACACGGUCCUGUCACAUUCCGUACGUGGGACUUUGGUGGCCAGAAAGAGUACUAUGCCACCCACCAGUACUUCCUGUCGAAGCGCUCCCUGUACUUGGUGGUGUGGCGUAUAACUGACGGUGAACGAGGUGUCCAAGGCAUCCACCAAUGGCUCAUCAACAUCCAAGCGCGUGCUCCAAAUGCCCCCGUGUUGGUAGUGGGCACACACCAGGACCUGGUGAAAGAGUGCCUCCCAGAUGGCUACGCGGAGGAGUUGCAGGCACUGAUCCGCAGCCGCUUCCUGGGCGUGGUGGAUGCGGACAAGUGCGGCCUCCCGCGCGUGCUCGACUCCCUGGAAGUUAGCUGCCGCACGCGGCACAACAUCCGGCACCUCUGCCAGCUCAUCUACGACGUGGCCUUUGACAUGCGCUGUCCAGGUAGCAAAGAGCGUCUUUUGGAGCAGCGCAUCCCAGCCACCUACUUGGCCCUGGAAGACGUUGUGGGAAGCCUGGCUCUUGAGCGGCGGCUUCAGGGAAAGGAACCCGUUUUGCAUGCCGAGCAGUAUCGGAUGUUGGUGAUGCACGAACUGCAUCAGAAGUUUGACUGCUGCUUUCGCGACAUGGCAGAGCUCAACCAGGCCACCUCAUUUCUGCACGACAAUGGUGUACUUCUACAUUACGAAGAUGCCACACUCAAGGACCUGUACUUCUUGGAUCCACAGUGGCUUUGCGACGUGUUGGCCCACGUAGUCACUGUGCGUGAGAUCAACCCUUUUGCACGCAAUGGCAUCAUGCGCUUGGAAGACCUGCAGCACUUGUUCCGAAGUGCUGAAACACGCAGCUACUUGCUGAGCCUGCUGAACAAGUUUGAAGUGGCGUUGACCUGGGACGGCCGCAGCCUGCUCAUUCCGUCUUUGUUGCCUUCCGAAGAGCUGCUUCGCUGUGGCCUGCCGGGAGCCGACGUCCGGGUGCCCGUGAGGUCCCGAGGCUGGGGCCUGCGCUCCGCGAUGACUCGAGGAAACUCGGCUGGCGCCGCGCAGACACCAGGGAGUGGCGGAUGCACACUGAGGGUGCUCGCUGCGAGCCGGGAACAGCCCGCAGUGCAGCGGCUCGUGCUGCUCUCGUACCUGCCCAGUGGUUUCUGGGCGCGCCUUAUCACUCGCCUGCUGGCUGAUGACCAGGUGGUGGAAGCACUUCGCGGCUACCUGGCCCCACCACGCGGCUGGGAGAAGGAUCCAGGCCUUGCUGCUGCACUGUCGCAGCGCGCCGAGUGGCUCUGCUGGCAGACCGGACUUGAACUACGACAUGCACAGGCUGUAGUCCUGCGUCUGCGUGAAGUGGUGUCAGGCGGUGCGCCCUGUGACCUGCUCGGUGCCCGUCCACGCGUGCGCCUGGAAGGCCACUGGAGCCCUGUAGAGACUCAGGGUGCAGUCGCUCUGCUGCUGGAGCUUCCAUUGGAGAGGCGGCAGUGGGGCCCUGCAUUGCUGCUGCCGCGCAUGGAGAGCGCAACGCAGCUGCUUGCCCUGGCUGCGGACCACGUCGACACCCUACUUGAAGACUGGUACCCCGCUCUGGGCACACGCUUCGUGCACACUUCCCAGGGGCGCUUUCUGGUCACCCGUCUGGUACCGUGCCCUUCUUGUGCCACCGGUCAGGGCUGCAACAUGGCCCCUUCCUCCGGACCACCUUCUCGUGCGAGCACCGAUAGCGGCGUUGUUGACAGCCGUCCUGCGUCGGCAGAGGGAAUGGAGGAAGCAAUCACAGGACCAUACGCCUUCUUGGUGGAAGAAUGCAUUCUGGCAGCCAACGAGCGAGGCGCUGUCACCUGCCCGAUUCACGGAGACUUGCGUCUGGCGCAGUUAGCACCCGACACGGUUUUUCUAGACCUAGGUGAACGCUACCUUGUGCAACCAGACCAGAUACGUAGGGGCCGUAUGCUUGGUCGAGGGGCAUUUGGCUUUGUGUUCAAGGCAACCAUGAAGCAAAGGGGCUCGGGAAAGUUCACAGAGGUCGCCAUGAAGAUGCUUCAGCCAGUAGAACCUGGCUAUGGGGCGCGGCCAUCAGACACUGUUGCCUACAAGGCCGCACGCGCCCAGUGGCAGCGGGAACCCCUGCAGUAUGCUUGCAAAGCGUACUGCACAGCUCGGCAGGAACUGAGCAUUCUGCUGAGCGUGCGUCACCCACACGUCGUGGCACUACGUGGGGUAUGUCCGCGGCCGCUAGCACUCGUGCUGCAGCUGGCUCCACGCGGAGCGUUGGAUGCCCUCCUUGCCGACUUCCGGCGCUCAGGAGCACACUUGCCUGCAGGCGCACUCCAGAGGAUCCUGUUGCAGGUAGCACGUGCCCUGGAAUACCUUCACCAGCAGCACAUUAUAUACAGAGACCUCAAGUCCGAGAAUGUGCUGGUGUGGGCACUGCCGUUACCUGGGGAACCGGACGGAGGACCCGUGCAAGUACGACUUGCCGACUAUGGAAUCAGCCGAGCCGCCCUGCCCACGGGAACCAAGGGCUUCGGUGGCACCGAGGGGUUCAUGGCACCCGAGAUCAUGCGGCACAAUGGCGAGGAGGAAUACACAGAAAAGGUCGACUGCUUCUCCUACGGCAUGUUUAUGUAUGAACUGCUGACACUACGGCUACCCUUCGAAGGCCAGGACUGCGUUAAAGACCACAUCCUGGAUGGAGGACGACCAGUGCUCACACGUAGAGAAGCACUGAGCUACCCGGGCUAUCUACUGGACCUCAUGGUGUGUUGUUGGGCUCAGCAGCCACGUGAUCGACCGUCGGCGAGCCAACUUGUGUCCAUUGUCAGCGCCGCCGAGUUUGGACAGCUGUUGGAUGUUGUCUCCCUCCCGGGAUCGCAGCCCCUGCUUGCUGCUGUUUCAUUCACGUCUGGAACUGAAGAGGAGCCAUCAUCUGAGCUGUGGCUAGGGCGCACAGACGACCAGGUGAAUCUGCUGACCUGUGACAGCAGCCACUGGCAAGAACUCAAGGUGCUCUCCAUCCCAGCAAUCACCUGCCUGUGUGUUGUCAACAAUGACGUCUGGCUGGGAAGUUCACAAGCAAGAGUGCACAUCUACAGCCAGGACAGCCGUCAAGAGCUGUGCACCGUGAGUCUGCUGGAGGAAGGAGACGAGGAAGUCUCCGUGCGCGCCAUGCAGCACGUCCCGCAAGCCGGCCGUGUUGCCUUGACAGCGGGUUCUCGGCUCUGGCUGUGCGACGAGGUCACUAAAGACCUGCAAGAGCUGGAUGUGCAAGCCGCUCCACUGUGUCUCUGCGUUGCCCAGCCAGACGACAGGCCUGCAGCGGAGCUCUGGUGUGGUGGUUUAGAGGGCAUCCUUACCAUCUACGUGCUGCCCGAGAGUGGACCAGUCUCUGGCCGAGAGGCCCUGGAACACCCAGAUACCGGCACGGUCUCCCAGCUUUGCGCCCAGAACAACACUGCCUGGUCCUACCUCUAUCCAGGUUGCGUGGUGUACCAAUGGGAAUGCAGUUCGCGCACCCUUCUGCACCGGCUGGAUUGUUCCAAGCUUGCACCCUGCUCCGAGAGCCUGCUGUCCAUGAGCAUAGAGGAGCACCUUAGCCGUGGCCGUUGCCAGGUGACGGCCAUGGCCUACGCCAGUGGUGCUCUGUACGUGGGCACUGCCUGGGGCUGCCUGGUGGUAGCCGAGGCAACUGCCCUGAGGCCCCUCACCGUCUUCCGGCCCUUCGAAGAGCCAGUCGACGCCGUGCUGUCGCUGGGCGAACGUGUAGCCGCCCUGGGGAGAGGCUAUCGCAGCCUGCUGGCUCGCUUCCUGCCUAGCGCAACCACUGGAGAAGCCAGUCAGCUCUGCGCUCUCUUGUGGUGCACGGAUGGAUGGGUGCUUCCGUAGUGCCGCUUUCCGUCUCUUCCAGCUCCUCGCUAGAUUCUCCGUAUUUUCGAUUUGCCUGCACUAGCUGAACUACUUAAAGGAAACUGCACCUUGCUUCUUGGUUUACUGUGAUGGGAUGACGGUGCUAGACACGUUGUAUAUGUGUGCAAGAGUCCGGCACAAAGUUACAUUCGAAUUUAGGUUGCGUGCCACUGGCUGAAUGAACUACACCGCGACAACAUGUUUUCUUGAAAUACUGCGAGAAUUUCGUGUUGGAUCUGUGUGCAGAAGACUACAGUGCUGGAUUUCCAUUUCAUGAACUACAAUGUACUGGGAAGAACUCGCACGCAUCUAAUGUGAAAGCCCAUCGUAUGCUCCUGGGUUUCGGGAAAACACUUGACGUGCUCACCACCAGUGGCAUUGCUGCAAGUCGUUGAUGGCAGGAAGAUUGUGGGGAUAUGCUGAACCCUACGAAGUGGAUGUUCAGCUGUCUGUGGUAAAGAAGCUCAAGGAAAGCAUUGUGCCGAUUGGAUGGGUACAAAUGUGCAUUCCAUUAGUGGCACAACAGCGUCCAGCCCUAUAUUUUUACUGCUAACUACAGAUGAAAAAAAAAGCAUUGGAUUUUGGAGCUCUGGCUACAAGAUGACAGAGGCAGUUGUAUCAACGCACGUUGGCAGUUUUCGCAGGCAUCUUCUGCCACAAGAUUCCUCGCCUCCCCGAGCAGCUGUUUAAUUCGCAUGACCACAGAGCGCGUGAUACCGCUGUGUUGUGUUGUGCCUGCAGAGACUAGACUGUUAUGGCGCAAUAGCUUUGUGGAGUUUGCUCGCUUUAGAAACUAUUUAUUUUGCAGACAUUUAUCUGAAAGGGUGUUUUAUUAUUGGUUCUCUUUUGGCCACUAGGUCAACACGGGUCUUGUGACGACGUCAGUGAUCAAGCCAAGCAAGUGCUGCCUGGUGCAACGUGUAGGUUAAAUUGGUAUUGCUGACCAAGCAAGUAAGAGCACUGUCGGGGACUGCAAUCGGCACGGUGACAGCAGUCAAGAUUAUUCAUUAUUCACCCCUUGUUUUUUUUUCCUGGUAGGUUUGAUUGUUUCUGAGGGCAUAACAACACACACGAGAGACAAACGAGUAACCUCAAUCUCAGUCUUGCUGGAAGUAUUCUGCAAAAGUGCACUUACUUGGUUGGUCAGUGCCGUUGCAGAUGAUGCCAUUUUAUGCAGUAGACUCGCUUUAAGGCCAACCUGAAGUCAUCAUGGGAAAUAUUUCUAUCUCAUUGGCAGUUCACCUUGUAACAGGACUGUGCUGUGUUCAUAAGCAACUCUACAAAUGUUCUUGCACUGGUCGUGUCACUGGGAAAUUACUUUCAACAAAGCUUGUCUUUAUGAGAGAGUACUGCUGGGGUCUCAGCUUGCAUCAUGCACCAGGCUGCACACAUUGUACAGACUUCCCCACAGGCUGUUGUGUGGCAUGUCCAGUGGAGGGAUGAGAUAGUUAUUGUAGAUAGAUAGAUCUGUGGUUUACUGAAGUGAAGGGAGAAAGGUCGAACACAUUGAGGGUGUGGGGUCUCGUGGGCCGCACACACACACAUGCCACCUGCAAACCACAUGCUUGAGACUUUGGCAUGUGUGUUCGUACCAUCCAAAAGCUGUGAUCACUGCUGGUCGAAGGACUCCGAGACCCAAACGAGCUGACGGUGAAUGUGAAACGUGUGGGUGGCACGUUGAGAAGUCGUUUUUUGAGUUGUUCGCUUUGUGCAGUUGACAAUUUACACUGUUGCAAAUGGACCAUGGCAGCGGAGACCUGCCAUUCCUGAGCAGGGUCAUGAAUGCUUUUUUUUAGUGUGCGUGUGAUGGGCAGCCGACAAAGUCUCUAGACUAGUUGAACAUCUGUAGAAGCUCACGUGCAGCUAGCCAGAAAGCAAUCUUGCAACAAGACGUUGGAAACAGUGCUGCUCAAGCGUACUGAUGUGCAAGUUAUAUAUACCGUAUUACUGCGCUGAAGUUUCUCACAGCAGAGUAAAAAAAGAAACAGUUGAACAGCAACGUGUUUCACUAGUCUAAUCCAUUUUUUUUGUGUAUUGGUGCUAAUGGUUAUGCUAAGUAUUUUGGCUGACUUGAAUUUCACAAGUCCUGUAACACGCUGUCUAAAAAUUCAACUAGAAAGCUUUUCAGUAAUUAUGGUCUGUACGCAGUUAUCACACAAAUUGUUUAAUGUACCUCGGGUAUUAAUAGUUCACAUUUGAGCAGGAUAGUUCCCUCAACCUGGUUGCAAUAUCGCACUGCAAAAGCUGCGGAAACGGCUCUCGGCAUGUUCAACGAUCCAGAGCGUUUGUUUGGGCCGGCCCGUAUAUGCUGUGAUCAUGCCAGGAAGUGCUAGAUCUUGGCCUAGAACAAAUGAACCGUGCUCCAUUUUGUUGUAUAUAUAUGACACUCUCUUUCUGUUUGUUUUCUCGUAAGGUGCAGCUCUUUUGCCUCAAUCACAUAUUUUGCCCUGUGAGCAGAACAGAACAAUCUUCAUGCCUCAACAAUUUAUGUGACAAAUUAUUGGGCUGGGAGUGCGGCCUGGUAGUGUACACAUUAAAGGGCCCUGAAACACUUCAUUUUCCCAGCAUUACGGCGCUGAAUUGCACGAGAUGUUGGAGUCCUAGAUACGUAUGUGGUCACAUGUGUAGGCCAAGGAAUGAACACCAUUGUUAUUGGAUUGAACAGAACUAGUGCUAAAAUAAAAAGAAAAAUGCUACUCUUUAUAAUCACUCUAUGCUAUGAGAAGAAAUUUAUAGGUAUAGCAGUGAACAACAAAUGUGCAGCUGCGUGAAUUAGUUAUCAGGCAUGUAUAGAUGUUUCCAGUAAAGAUUCAACAGAAAGUAGAGUUGCACCGCCUACAUAAUGGGCAAUGCAAUAAAAAUAUCUUCUAGUUGAGGAACAUAAUAAUAAAGUUAUCGGAAGCAGUUAGAUCAAGUAUCAUAACUUUGGAACCUGCCAGUGCAGGGCAGGCUUGCUAGACAACGAUGGAACUGUCCCUCCACAGACUUAAUUUAACUAUGCCGAUGUUGACAUUGACUUCAGGGAAAAGUCGAUCAAAGUGAAAAGAACAUUAGAGAAGUAGCUUUGUCAUGUAUAUCAGUAAGAAAAUGCACAAGCAGUGACAAGAAAUCUUUAUGGAUUGAUUGCUAAGAUUAGACUAAAUUCUUGAAUUCUUUGCAUGCCGAACCAUAAUAUGAUUAUGAGAAGCACCGUGGUGGAGAACUUUAGAUUAAUUUCGACCACCUGUCGUUAUUUACCGUGCAGUUGAUACACAAGGUAUAUUUUUGCUAUUCACCCCAUUGAAAUGUGGCCACCACAGCCAAAAACCUGCUAAGCCACAGAGGAGGGUGUUGUGUUCAUAUUGCUAAGCAACGUGGGUUAUGAGAGAUGCAAUGGUAGCAGGCACCAGGCUAAUUUUUAGCAUCCAAUGUGAAGUAAAGUCUAAGCACAUGAACAUUCUUGCAUCCUGCUGCCAAUGGUGCGUCUAAUCUCAGCGUAUUAUAAUUGCAGAAUUUCGCAUAAAUCAUACUAGCAUAUAAAUCAUCGCAUAAAUAAUUGGCGCAGGGAAAAGAUGCCAAGCACUGUGGAAAUGAUGGAAUGCAAAUUGAUCUUAACAUGGUCCAAAGUAUGCUCGCUACAUUACGUAUUACCAAUUUAGGCGCUUCAACUCCAGGUUUACGUCGCAAAAUUCCUUUACAGUGAGAUAACGUUUGUUCUCGUGAAGUGGUUCUUAGAAUUUUUUGGCAUUGUAGCUCUUUGAAUUGGGGUUCUUUGGCAUACAUGUACUUCAGAAACUAUGUAGCACUCUAGCUGCAAAGCCCUAGUUGACUACUGCAUGCUUGUCUAGUGCAAACUGCUUGAUCCUUGAGAAUUUCAAUCCGCCUCUUUCAUUUUCCUGUGCUGCCCUCUGCCGUUUUGGUACGGGUUUGGUAGGAGCCAGGACAACCAGUAUUGCCGGAAGCAAAGCCUCCGAGAUAAUGAGACGUUUCAAGAUUUUUCCACCAAGGGAGAGUGCAUUUCGCCGGGGCGUCGUGAAAAAGGCGGAUUGCAACCUACCAGCACUCAAUCACAACGAGGACAAGAAGGAAGAACACACCGCAGCGCUGUUGUGUAUUCUUCCUUCUUGUCCUCGUCGUGAUUUCAUGCUGGUCAAUUGCAAUUCUACACCAACAAGCUCAAGUUUUGAAUAUUUUGAACUCCUUGGGAAGAUUCGAAAACAAUUCAGCAGCUGCAUUUCAGUGUUAAACUGAUGUGUAAUAAAUUUGUGGUGACAGAAUCGGUGACACGAAGUUGAUGUUCUGUAAUCUCAACUGUUGCUGUUACAGAACAUGGAUGAAGAGCAGUUUAUGAUUAGAGCUUGUAGUAGUUUCUUCCAUGUUGGUACCUCAUUUAGUGCAUUAAUGUUCCAAAUUACGAUAGAAGAGGUACGAAGCCUUCAAGCGAUGAGAAAUCAUCAAACAAGGACUAUUGUUGCAGCCGACACUUCAACAAGGAAAAGGCAGGUGCCUCUUGUCAAAAUGUUGGCUCCAGCAAGUAUCCUCGUUUGACAAUUUCUCGUCACUUCAAGCUAACAAAGCCUUAUCUAUGGCUGACCACCUCCUGCCAAAAACACUGCUCACAUGACAGCUGUCUACAAAUUACUUUCUUCCUAUUAAGGAUCGUGUGCGUUCUGCCAUUCCCACAGUGUAUAAGAUGAUCAUACUGACAGCUUUCACUGACAGUAGGAGCAGGUUUCCGCCUAAUUUUUGCACGAAAACCUGUCUUUAAAGAGGGCCUUCUCAAAGGGCAACCUGUGUUAAUGCAUUUGUAAGCUUAUGUAGAAUGUGUUCAAGACAAGCAAAGAGAAUCUCUGCUUGAAGCAAGAUGUUAAGAUGUUAUUAGCUUAAAAACAUUGUGUUGCCUAAACUUUGCCUGAAGAUCUUACAAAAUGUCUGAAGCAUAUGUAUUAUAUUUCAGUUCCUUUGCGACUUGAAAUCAAUGUAUACAUAUAUGUAUGCUGAACUUUGCCUCCACAAAAUAAGAAAGAAAAGUAUGUGUGCUGCUAAAAAUUUCAACUUGGACACCAAGUUCAAGUCAAAAAUUUUAUUCUGUGCACAAAACAAUGAUGUGAAUGCCAUGAACAAUUAUUUUAUGGCCGAAGCCAUCUUUAAGUUCACAUUCAAGUCCUCUUAAUAAAUAUCACAACACUGUAAAAUGAUAAUCUAUUGUUGUAUGUUCAUAAAAUAACAAAUACAAUUUCAACGGAUGAGCAAAAAAGUGCAACUGUAUAAAAACUCUACAUGGUAUCCCAGCAAGCAUGCCUUGUUGAAAAAAAUAAAAUCUGAUGCCCUCUA
Rhipicephalus sanguineus (brown dog tick) is the source of this 10077-nucleotide messenger RNA. It is a transcript of the gene Lrrk, whose product is annotated as leucine-rich repeat serine/threonine-protein kinase 1. The record is from RefSeq and is a predicted model, not a curated record. Lineage: Eukaryota; Metazoa; Arthropoda; Arachnida; Ixodida; Ixodidae. Bases 94 to 4743 code for a protein of 1549 amino acids. The transcript is spliced from 24 exons. Gene Ontology annotation, biological process: protein phosphorylation. Gene Ontology annotation, molecular function: ATP binding; protein kinase activity.